Molecule: messenger RNA, 665 nt
Organism: Xylaria bambusicola
Lineage: Eukaryota; Fungi; Ascomycota; Sordariomycetes; Xylariales; Xylariaceae
Exons: 2
Coding region: 122-625 (167 amino acids)
Source: RefSeq, a predicted model, not a curated record
UUCGCUCUCGCCAACAGCUUUGGCGCGGACGUAAAUAGAUAAGAGCUUACCUAUUACAUAAUCGCCAAAGAAAGAAAAGCAAAAAGGAGAAGAAGAAGAAGAAGAAGAAGGGGAGAAAAAAAUGUCCGCCCGCGUCUUUCAAUCUACGGCAAGCCGUGUACUCACGCGGCAGCGCCAGCGGGUGCUGGCAGGCAGCUGCCUCGGACUCUCCGUGGGCACGGGCCUAGCGAUGCGGUCGUCGCCGCGCAUCCGCUUCGACAGUCCGGCCGCGGCUUCAUCGCCAUUCUCGACGUCGUCGCCCGCGCUCUCGGGGGCCCCGGGCCCCCGCGACACGAAAGAAGAGGUUCUGAACCCGGAGCUCAUGAAGCAGCUCUCCGGGGGCAGCGUGACGGGCUUUCUCUUGGGCGUUCUCGUUAGUGUCUUCUCGCGGACGCUGGUGCUGCUUUUGGGCGUUGGGGUGGUUAUUGUGCAGGUGGCAGCGCAAUACGGUAUUAAUUUAGUAGAUCAGCUACGCUUAAAGCAACGGCUGGGGAAGUCACGAGUACUAGCAGCUCUGGAGAAAGAUCCGGCCUUUAAGCUCUCAUUCGGCAUAUUCUUCGCUCUUUCUGCCUUUAUGCAGUUCUAGACUGGAGCGCGCAAGAUGCGAGAAGUCUAUCUACUAUAUG